AUGCUCGAAAUUUGCAAUAGGGCAAGUAAGCGGAACUUUCUUGUAAUCCCCAUUACAGGGGUUCCACAACACAAUCACAUCUCCACUCCAAAGAACAAUAGACAACUGCCCAUUACAAGAGCCGAAAAUCAUGAUGAGUCUAUGGCUGUUACCACAGGUCAAGUUUUUGCUGACGAUUUCACAGUGUUUCUUGAUGAAGAACCUACUGUUAAUAAUGGAGCUCCAUUCCUGCAAACGCACUUGAAUUGCACAACAGAUUUAGUGGGGAGCCAUAGAAGUAGGUCGAAAGUACAUGGUUGGGAAUUGCAGCCCAAUCUCUCUGCUCUGUUGCCAAUGAUGCUGUUUCCGCUAGGUUUUUGCCGAGAUUGA
Molecule: messenger RNA, 369 nt
Organism: Dovyalis caffra
Lineage: Eukaryota; Viridiplantae; Streptophyta; Magnoliopsida; Malpighiales; Salicaceae
Source: the annotation of a GenBank genome assembly